Molecule: messenger RNA, 5716 nt
Organism: Psammomys obesus (fat sand rat)
Lineage: Eukaryota; Metazoa; Chordata; Mammalia; Rodentia; Muridae
Gene: Samd8
Product: sterile alpha motif domain containing 8
Exons: 6
Coding region: 230-1477 (415 amino acids)
Biological process (GO): ceramide biosynthetic process
Cellular component (GO): endoplasmic reticulum membrane; Golgi membrane
Molecular function (GO): sphingomyelin synthase activity; protein binding; ceramide cholinephosphotransferase activity
Source: RefSeq, a predicted model, not a curated record
GAGCCGGCUCCCGCCAGCGCUCCGGCUCCCCGCCCCGGGCUCCAGGUGCGCCUCUCGAGGCGCUGCGCUCCGCCGACGCGCCGAGGGCCCCAGACUCCGACGGCGCCUCGGACGCCGGCUCCGAGCUGGGUCCGGGCAGCCCGGCUCCCACCGCGGAGGUGAGCGGGCGCCGAGGCUGAGGAGAGGGGAGAUUGGGGGGCGCCUGCAGCCAAGGGAAGUGGAGGAAGAAAUGGCAGGCCCUAGUCAACUUUGCAUUCGCCGCUGGACUACCAAGCAUGUAGCUGUGUGGCUGAAGGAUGAAGGGUUUUUUGAAUAUGUGGACAUUUUAUGCAACAAGCACCGACUUGAUGGAAUCACAUUGCUCACACUAACUGAAUAUGAUCUCCGCUCCCCUCCUCUGGAAAUCAAAGUCCUAGGAGACAUCAAAAGAUUAAUGCUCUCAGUCCGAAAAUUGCAGAAAAUACAUACUGAUGUUUUGGAGGAGAUGGGCUACAACAGUGACAGUCCUAUGAGUCCCAUGACUCCAUUCAUCAGUGCUCUUCAGAGUGCAGACUGGCUGUGUAAUGGAGAGCCCACACAUGACUGCGAUGGACCCAUCACUGACUUAAAUCCUGAUCAGUACCAGUACAUGAAUGGCAAAAACAAACAUUCUGUUCGGAGACUGGACCCCGAGUACUGGAAGACCAUACUGAGUUGUGUCUAUGUUUUUAUCGUGUUCGGGUUUACGUCUUUCAUCAUGGUUAUUGUCCAUGAGCGAGUGCCUGACAUGCAGACCUAUCCUCCACUCCCAGAUAUAUUCUUAGACAGUGUUCCUAGGAUCCCAUGGGCCUUCUCCAUGACUGAAGUGUGUGGUAUGAUUCUGUGCUACAUCUGGAUCUUGGUUCUCCUCCUACACAAGCACAGGUCAAUUCUUCUGCGAAGGCUCUGUAGUCUGAUGGGCACUGUGUUCUUGCUUCGCUGCUUUACCAUGUUUGUGACUUCCCUCUCCGUUCCAGGACAGCACCUGCAGUGCACUGGAAAGAUAUAUGGAAGUGUGUGGGAGAAACUACACCGGGCGUUUGCCAUUUGGAGCGGCUUUGGCAUGACCCUGACUGGUGUCCACACUUGUGGAGAUUACAUGUUUAGUGGCCACACAGUUGUUCUAACUAUGCUGAAUUUCUUUGUCACAGAAUAUACACCAAGAAGCUGGAAUUUCUUGCACACUCUCUCCUGGGUUCUCAACCUCUUUGGAAUCUUCUUCAUCUUGGCUGCCCAUGAACAUUAUUCCAUUGAUGUGUUUAUUGCCUUUUAUAUCACAACAAGACUCUUUUUGUAUUACCAUACUCUGGCCAAUACCAGAGCAUAUCAUCAGAGUAGGAGAGCGAGAAUUUGGUUUCCUAUGUUUUCUUUCUUUGAAUGCAAUGUUAAUGGCACAGUACCUAAUGAAUAUUGUUGGCCAUUUUCUAAACCAGCAAUAAUGAAAAGACUAAUUGGAUGAAGACUGUAUCUCUGUAAUGAGUUCGUUGUUAAAUAUAUAGUAGUUAUGGAAUGAAAAUAACUUUGCUUUGUCCCCAGGUUCCUGGAUAUGUUGCAUUUUGGCUUAUAUAUUGACAGGUUUUCCGUUCUGAGCAAGGAUAUGACUAUAAAACUUGAGAAGGAGCAACCAAGACUCCUUACCUAGCUGUUUGAAUGGAAAGCUCAAUGAGAGAUUUUCUGCCCCUUCACUUUAGGAAGACCCAGUAUGUGGAUGAUGUCAGGCCAUUAACCUGUGCAUGUUGAGUGUUUGCUUACUGAACUCAAGCACAUCAGCUUGGGCUGGUUGAAGGAUCUUUAUUGAUUUCCAGUAGGACUCAAGUCAAGAAAUACUUUGAAACUGGUUUUUCCCCUUACCAAGUAAGCCAUUCUCACUUGUUCAUGAACUAAUCUCUGUGUCUGUCUGGAAAGUGGCUUACUGGUAGAUAUGUUUUGCCUUUUGAACCAUUUUUAAGAAAAGCAUAUUGAACACAGCAGCUUUCAUGAAAGAAGAGAAUGCAAGGGGCCACAUGCGAGGUGACACACUGGUCAGGGGUCACUGGCCUACCCACUAAUGCAAAUAUGGGGUCAGCGUUUUCACCACAGGUGCAGCAUCAGUUGCAGUUCCUGUUCUGUUUUGAGGCUUCAGUGUGAACAACAGUAAAGAUUCAUGAGGGAAAAUGGCUGUGUUCAGAAUAGUAAAGUGGUGUCAUUUUAGUGCUGUAAGUAUUUGGGAUAAAUUCUUGUUGUAACUGUUAGUUAGGUAGAUGACAGCCCAGUAUAAUGCCUUUUUAAUGACGUGACUUCGUGAGACAAAUAAGAGUAUGUUACCAGAUGUUUUUAUGUCAGUAAAUGAGUAAAUGUGCAUGUAAAGAAUUCUUUUCUUCUGGGAAAAAAAAAAUCAACAGGUUGUAGGCAUAGUGUUAACUCUUUGAGGGUUUUUUCUUUCUUUCUUUUUCCUGCAAGUUCUCAUUCUUGACCGAUGAAAGUAAAUAGUCUGAGACACACUUGGACACAAAAAAGCUUGUUGCUUUUUAUUUUAAAAAAUAAUUGUGUACAUACAUUCUUUUCUAUAGUCUUAUUUUGGCAGUCAAGAACUAAAAUAAAGUAGCUGCUGUUUACAUUAGAAAAUUACCUUCAGUGAUUAAUUUUACCUCUCUGAUACUGUUUGUUACUUUAUUUUUUAUUGGUUUUGUACAACAGUUUUAACCUUAGCCUCGUUGUAGAAUUGGAAAUUGACCUUCAGCUUAAACAAUUGGAAUACUAAUUGUAUAGUUUUUACAUUCCAUUUUAAAACAAGUACUUUGAAGAGGUACAGGCAUACUGAGGUCACAAUUAGACCAUGGCAUUUGCUUGUUCCUUCUCUGGGUGAAAUGUUCAUUUUGUAGUUGGAGUCAUAGUCCCACCUCUUGGAAGCUACCUAAGUGAGUUAGGCAGGAAGGGGAUAUUAGGCAAACAGGGUUCAGCCCGUGCUGAGUGACCACACUUUGAAUGUGCUGGGAACAUCACUUAUUUCUCACCUGAAGAAAUGAUGUGAAGCAACUCAAGUUUAAUUAUGUUUUUAAAUCGUAUACUUCAGAAUCUUGCAGUAUUUUAAAUUGUUGAUUCUGUUACAAGCCAGGAUCACAAAUGCCAAUAUCUCUUCUAAAGAAAUUUCAUAAUCAUGGAAAGAAAGUUUUCCAUGCUUAUUUGAGUGGUUUGACUUGAGGUCAAGGGAUAUUACUGCCAUCCCUUCUCAUCCCCUUCCCCUCCCACACACACACACAUAGCAGAACCCAAAUUUAGCUAGGGGGCCAGGGAAGACAGUGUUGGCUUUUGGGAAAAUGUUCCAAAAACAUCUGUGUCAACAUUAAUUGUGAAAUGCUAACUAUAUUAAUGGUAAAUGUCUUAACAUCAGGCUUCUCUCCUCCAUAUGGAUUCUAUCGUAGAACAAAGUAGGAAAAUAAGUGCAGCUAGCCUUGCAGAGCUCUUGGUGGUGAGAGUACCUGACAGCAGCCUGCAGUGUGGGUUGAGAGAAAGGUAAGCUAGAUGUAUAACCUCUCAGCUAUUAUAAGACAGUGUUUACAUGAGCUAAUCAUCCUCAAGUUUCAAAACUAAAGCAAAAUUAAUUUUCAGUUUUUGUCUUCGCACCUUUUUUUCUUGUAAAAAUCUUAACCAUAGUGAGGAUAGAAUUUAUGUUUACAUUUUGGGUAUGAUGUGGCUGGGUGCAGAGGCUCCUCACUUUUGGACCUUGUAUUUGAUUCUGUGGUCAUACAAGGCUUUCAUCCUCAACAGCUUAGUAUGGAAGCAGGGAAAGGUUUUGAGUUUUGGGGCAUGCAAAGUAGGGCUUCUGUGGGAAGUCCUUGAUGGAUUGUCUAUAUUCUAGAAACAGUGUCUGUCAUUGCCUCCCUAUGGUGCUAAACCUAGGGCUGUGUGUCUGCUAGGCAAGUGCUCUACUGUUGAGUGACAUCCUCAGCUCUCUGUGUUCUUUACGGGGCAAGACAGAGUGUCUUACUAAAAAAUAGUUGAGCCGGUAGGGGGAAAAAUGUUUUAAGGAAGAUAAGAUUGCUCUUAUCACCACAUACUUUGGCAGAAAAGUUUUUCGUCUGUGUUGCUGUUCCCAGUGAGGCUAUCCUCCAGUUCUCUCUGACCAGAAUUGCUGUGGCAAAAAUACUACUUUUAUAUGCUGGCUCUAUAUGUUAAUAUUCUUCCAGAUCAGAAAGCAAUGGGCUCCAUCUUAGAACUAGCCAAUUUAAUAAACAUGGACUGUAACCAAGAAAAACCCACUGCCAAGAGCAUAACAUUGACACUGCAAGUGGUGGUCAGCGCUAUUCCACCUGCCUGUGUUAUGACUGAGAAUUCCCAAAAAUUUCUAGUAAGUGGAAAACAGAGGCACUAAGUCCUUUGAUAGCAGAGAAGGAGUUCUAGGAACAUUUGUGCAAACCUUUUUUUUUUUUUUGAGACAGGGUUUCUCAAACUCAGGGAUCCACCUGUCUUUGUCUUCCGUGCUGGGAUUAAAGGCAUGCACCACCACACCCACCUUUGUAUAAAAGUUAAGACAUGGAAAUUCAAAUUCAUGACAAAAACGUGUCUUAAUUUUAUUGAGCGAAAAGCAAUUUUAUCACUGAAAGAUUCUGGUCCAAAAUGCUUAAGGAUGUUUACAAUAUUUUUAAACUCUGAUUUAGUACACUUUAAUCUUUUGUGGACAGAAAUCCCAGUGAAAGCAGUGAUAAUACAGUCACAUGUCAGCCCUCUAAGGUUGUCAGACUUGAAGGACAUGAAAGCUCCUUGAAGUAAUUCAUUUGCUUUCCUUCCUAAGUGUGAAAGCCACCAAAGCAUGGCUGUUCUAAUGGCAACUUUGUUAAACAGUUUAGACAGUUGAUGUUUGUUAAAAAGUGAUUUUAGCCCCAGUUAAUCCCUAUAGCUCUGCAGCUGGGGAUUUGAAGUACCAUCAAAGCUCAGGAUGCUUCAGGUGACCGAUGGGAAGAGAAAGGGUUUUGUUUGUUUCUUCUCUUUGUGAAUAGCUUUAAAUGACUAAAAUUAUUAUAGAAGUAGGUAUUGGUGUGUCUGUCAGUUCAGUGGCACUAAUUUCACAUAAGUAAUGUAAUGAAUUACUAUAUCAAGUUCAGUAUAAAUGUCUGUGAACUCUAAGCUAUUUCUCCAGCCACACUAAGUUGCUUUUGAGGAUACAUUCUACUCUUUGUUAAUCAAAGGACUCUUUAUUCUGUGUAGUUCCUGUCUUGGCAUAAGGAAGCUUUGUGCUUUGACACGAGAAGUAAUGUUAUGUUAUGUUAUGUUGUUCAUUUCCAUUGUUAUUUCACAUCUCUUUUAAUCUGAACUACUGGAUUGUCUAAAGAACUAAACAGAGCCUGUUAUUAACAUCUUUAAAAUGUUUAAUUUUAGUAAUUUUUCAUUUGAAGAAUUCGUGGACUGUUAGGAUAAUGAAAUAGUUCUAAUAUGGAACAAAGGAAGUGAAACUGGUACUCAAUGGGGAAGUGGUUUGCUUGGACUAAACCAGGCAUGUUUAGUUUUGGGAAUUCUACCUAAAGGUCUCCCUGUCCACAGAGAAACUAGUGUUACUUGAAGAUAUGAAAGUUCCUGUGGUAGCCAUACCUUGAAGCACAGUGUUGUAUAUAAGUAAAUAUCUGAUUCUAAAUUAAAUCCAGAUUUAACUAAUAUAUAUUAUUUUAUAUCUUUGUUGUAUUAAAAUGUUUUAAACACUAAAAAUAAAACAUUUGAAAGUUGA